AUGAACAUUUUAAAAGCAGAAAUAAUGAAAAAAAGGAAACAAUUGGAAGAAAGCAAUAUAUUGGUAAUAUUUUGCAGUUAAUAUGCAUAAUCUAGAUUUUAAAAACUGUCGUUUCAUUUUAUUGUUUCACAACUGAAUUUUGUUUCACACUGAGCUAAUGUUACAGCAAAAUAACAGAAAAUAUUUUAGAAGAAGCGAAUUAAUAGCAAAGGAUCAAGAAGUGAAAGAAAUACAAGAAAAUAAUGACGAAGACGUUAAAGUUAAUAUAACUCAACAAGAAGAAGACUCUGUAACCGAUGGUAGCUCUGAACAUUUAACACUACCUAGGCAUGAAGUGAUUAGAAGAUUACGCGAAAGAGGUGAACCUGUAUUACUAUUUGGAGAAUCAGAAAUAGAAGCAUUUAAACGAUUAAGGAAAUGUGAAAUUCUUGAACCUGAAGUAAAUAAAGUAGGUACUAAUCAUGAAAAACUGUUUCAAAGAAUGUACAUAUUUUUAAUUUAUGGUUUUAGAAAUGAUUUUCAAGAAGCUAUGGAACAAGUAGAUCAAGCAUAUCUAAAUGAGAUACUAGCUUCUUCUAAACCUCAAAAUCGCGAUGGGAAAGGAGAUGUGAAUGUGCCAGAUGAAGGAGUAACUUACGAAGAUUUGCAAAAAAUGUCUGUAAAAUUAAACAAGGGUGACAGAGAUUUUGACUUAAAUGUCAUUACGCAAUUUAUACAAUUCCUAGUGCAAAUGUGGGGCAAUCAAUUAAAUAGCAGGAGUACUGCUGAAAAAAUGAGUACCAGAGGAAAAAUGGCUAGUGCUACUUAUGCCCAAACAAGAGAAUAUUUAAAGCCCCUUCUUAGGAAAUUAAAAAACAGAUCUCUGCCAGAAGAUAUUACCGAUAGUUUAACCGAUAUUGUAAAACAUUUACUCGAACGUAAUUAUAUAUUGGUAACUAUGGCAAGUGAUGCAUAUUUGCAAAUGGCAAUUGGAAAUUCUCCAUGGCCUAUCGGAGUAACUAUGGUAGGUAUUCAUGCUCGUACAGGAAGAGAAAAAAUUUUCUCGAAGAAUGUGGCGCAUGUAAUGAACGAUGAAACCCAAAGAAAAUAUAUUCAAGCAUUAAAAAGACUAAUGACCAAAUGUCAAGAGUAUUAUCCUACAGAUCCUUCCCGUUGUGUGGAAUAUUCAAAAACAUGA
Heterotrigona itama is the source of this 1177-nucleotide messenger RNA. The record is from the annotation of a GenBank genome assembly. Lineage: Eukaryota; Metazoa; Arthropoda; Insecta; Hymenoptera; Apidae.